GUUGUCAUAGUAAAAUGAGAGGCUGCCUUGAACAUAAUUUCAUUUACACACAUUCAGAAAAUUGACAUCACGGCUGCAAGGACGUAUAAAAAACCAGCACAGUGCCUUUUGGAUUGACUGCAGGAACACUGACAGGAGCAUUCUACAGGCUCAGCUCCUCUAACGGCACAACAGAAACUGGAUUUUGCAAAGUACACUGAGAAGCUUCUUUUUAUAAAUCAGUUCUGAGGACAUCUGAGAGAUUUUAUUUUGUCUUCAAUUGUGUUUUCAGUUCCUUUAAAGAAGCAUGUGCACGGGAGGCUGUGCCAAGUGCCUGGGAAUUACUCUCAUCCCCCUGGCCGUGCUCUGCACCCUUGCUAACAUUUUGCUGUUUUUCCCUGGAGGAACAGUGGCUGAAGAAAAUGUACACAUUACAGAUGAAGUUUGGUACUUUGGAGGGAUCUUGGGGUCAGGUGUAUUGAUGAUCUUCCCUGCCUUGGUAUUUUUGGGCCUUCAGAAUAAUGAUUGCUGUGGAUGCUGUGGAAAUCGGAGCUGUGGAAGUCGGUUUGCAAUGUUUUCUUCUAUAAUAUUUGCUGCCAUUGGAUUUCUGGGAGCUGGAUACUGCUUUAUUUUGUCAUCAGUAGCCCUACACAAAGGCCCUAAAUGUCAAAACAAAGGAAACUGGACCUACCCCUUCCAUGAUGGGAAUUACCUUUCUGACCACGCACUGUGGGACCAGUGUGAAUCACCUGAGAACAUCGUGCCCUGGCACCUGACCCUCUUCUCCCUGCUGCUGGUGAUGAGUGGGGUCCAGGCAGUGCUCUGUGCCAUCCAGGCAGUGAACGGCCUCUUUGGAACCAUCUGUGGGGACUGCAAAUGCUGCGGCUGCUGUGGGGGAGAUGGACCUGUCUAACAAACAGGAAUUUUGCAGACAACUGUCCUUGCCCUGGAGGAUCCCCUCUGCAGCGCUCCACAGAGCAGCCCUCGAUGCACUGACACUGGCUAAGACGAGAAUGAAGGGCUCUUCCUGCCACCAGUGUUAUGGAGCCCUGACUCCCUUUCCAGCCUUCCUGGAAUCCCUCAACAUGGAAUAAAAUAAGUGAAAU
Sturnus vulgaris (Common starling) is the source of this 1085-nucleotide messenger RNA. RefSeq names its product transmembrane 4 L six family member 4 (gene TM4SF4). The record is from RefSeq and is a predicted model, not a curated record. Lineage: Eukaryota; Metazoa; Chordata; Aves; Passeriformes; Sturnidae. Gene Ontology annotation, cellular component: membrane.